This is a messenger RNA of Penicillium angulare, 531 nucleotides long. Its product is annotated as NRPS-like enzyme. Bases 1 to 531 code for a protein of 176 amino acids. The transcript has a single exon. Lineage: Eukaryota; Fungi; Ascomycota; Eurotiomycetes; Eurotiales; Aspergillaceae. The record is from RefSeq and is a predicted model, not a curated record.
AUGCACCGGACAGGGUUCGGUGAACUGUCCAUGUCUCAAAUCGGAUAUGAAUUUGGGAUGCGGUCAAUAACAUACCGGAAGCUUGCCAAUGCCGUCAAUGGGAUAACAAAAUGGAUCAUCGAAAAUUUGGGCCCGUGUCUAGACUUCGAGACCAUUUCAUACAUCGGGCCUAACGAUAUGGGCCAUAGUAUUAUCACUCUAGCUGCAAUCAAUGCCGGGUAUAAGUGCUUGCUUACAUCCCAUCUCUAUGGCAUUGUCGGGCAAGUCCGCCUUAUGAAGAAAACUGGAUGCAAGAAUCUCUUCGUCUCAUCCUUGUCAGACACCGAUGUGCCAAAUGUCCUUGUCGCCGAGCAUGGGUAUCUAUGCUUAUGGACUCUUCCGCCUAUCAUUGACCUCGUUGAUAAUGAACAAGACUUCCCGUAUACCAAGAGCUUUGAGGAGGGUAAAAAUGACCCUAUGCCUGUGUUCUUCAUACUUCUUGCACGACAGGCUUUCCUAGACCAAUUAUUUACUCUUUUGAGUGGGGAGUAG